ACGAGAGAGAGAGACUUUCUUCUUUCCCCUCUCUUACUUACGAAGCAACCAACUAACUUAUUAGUGCACCCAUCCAUCCAUCCAAUCCAUCCACAAUGCAGCCAGCAAAGCACAUGCAUUGCAAUCCUCGGUGUAUGUAUACAUGAUGCAUAUACAUACAUCGUACACUACACACGCUGCUUCCAUACCACCACCACACAAGCCCGACCAACCAAGUAACCAACCAGCCAACCACCCUUUCUCUUACCCGCCCGCUUCUCUCUCCUCGUACUAUUCUGCAUAUACAUCACACUCAUCAGACUCAUCAUCAUCAGACGAAUCUCAAGACUCAUCAAGAAAUAUACGAAGCCACGCACGCCACGCCAAGCCAGGAAAGCAAGCUCUUUCUCCCUACUACUACCCGGGCAGAUUUCACUCCACUUCUUCACAGCCUGACUGCUCCUCGGUUGGUCGUCGUCUCAUUAGAAUAAUUCCUCUCUUCGCUGGAGAAGCAACAUUAGUGUGUGAAGAGGCAGGGGCUUGCAGGCAUUAUUUUGUCAGGCGGCAGGAGGAUAGAGAUUGUCGUGACUUGGAAAAUUUCUUGUGGUGGUGUUGCAAAUUACCCCGGGGAAAGUUGGUGAAAGGUGACAUUUUCUGGUCCAUCCGGCGUUUUUCAUUUAUGUAUUGGGAGAAGAACUGGGGUGAAAAAGUGGGCAAAAUAAAACUGGACCGAACAUCUUACUUUCACCCUCAAGAUCAAGUUCACCAUCCAUCCAUUCUUUCUUCCCCGGUGUGUUCCCUCGUCCUAUUCAUUCUUGGAGCGGCUACUGGGGAGAAGAAGAAAGUGAAUAAAAGAAAAUGGAAUGCCAACCUAGGAAGAAAGUGUGUAAAGAAAACGCAUCCUUCAUUCUUUCUCUUCCUGCUGUCAUCAUUUUCAACUUAGCGGAAUAGUAAACGUGGUGAGCCAAGGGGUUUGGAAGAAAGAAAGUGGGAGAAUUUUUGAUUUCCGAGAAACAAGAUGUGAUAUUUUUAUAAGGAAAAGAAAGGGACGACGUAAACAGAACUAAGGAGAUGGAGUGAAUUUUGUAACUUUAAUUUUGAUUAACGAAAGGCUGAAAUGUAUACGAUUUCUUCGAAAAAUAACAAAAUGUAAAGAAAAUAUAUAAAGAAUUAACAAAUUUAUCACGGGUAUUAACAAGAAAUACGGAGAAGAAAUGUAGAUAAAAAUGUAGAUAAAGAAAUUUAACAAUAUUACGACUUCAAUUGAAACGGGUGUAUACGAUUUAAUGCCUCAAAUCAAAUCUCAUGUAAAAAUAUAACUCUACAAAUCAUACCAACACAACGCUACUACCUCAGCAACAGCGUCUACGUAAAUAUUUAACUUGACAGCUUUAACACACGGCUUUAACUAAUUAAAAAAAUAACUAAAUAAAAUAUAUAUAGAUCAUUACUUAAUCUAAAAUUUAAUUAAUCAACCAGAUUUAACAAGUUAGUAAAGUACAGUAAAACAUGUCCAAUACCGUCGCUAAAUAUUCAUCUACCUCAUCUCCGCGUAAAGAAUCUACCUCAUUCUGCCCAACACAGGAGGCAAUGUGAGACUUGUAUUACUCUUCUGCAAUAAAAUUAUCUACCUCAUCUCAUUCGUCGGAAGAAGAAGGAAAUAUUUAUACGGGUAAAAAAUUUCCACGGGUAAAGAAACAAGAAUAAGAAAAAUAAAAUCAAUCUAAAAAAAAAUAAAAAUAAAAUUCAUACAUAAAUAAAAAUUUAAACCUAAUUUCGUCAUAAGUACAUAAAAUUUCGUGUCUCCGAAUCUCUAAAAAAAACCAGAUAAAGAAAACCGAGGGGAGAAAUAACAUUUAUAAAAAACCGGUGUUGAAAUCCGAGACCGAACUGGUGAGAGUGAAAAAAGGAACUGAAUCACUUUUUGGUCGGUGGUCAGUUUUACUACUACGAAGGAAGAAGAGCUCAACUCAACCAACCCACCAACUAGCAAACUUUUACUACGACCCAACUACGCACUUUUCACUACUAGUUCUCCUACUAGGAACCAUACCAUAGCGUUAUUGGAGAGGAGCUAAACUACCAAAAAGCCGGCCCCAUUCAGAAAAGAGAGACAGGAAGCUGGGACUAAACUUAUACUUUCGCUCCUCGUAAAAGUACUUUCUUCUUCUCGUAGUAGACAUACUUUCUCCAUGAUUUUCUUACUGGGUGGACACUUUCCGGGCCUAUCUGCUUCUUCCUCUUCUCCCUGUUAAGAAGGAAGAAAUGAAUGAAUGAAUGAACGAAUUCUUAAACGACUAACUUUCACCCACUAAUUUGAGAGAGGAGAGAAAGCAAAGGGAUCAACAACAUUGCUGCUGUGAGGAGAAAGAGAGGUGAAGUAUACGUACAUACAUUCUGAACUCUAUAAGUGCUAAGAAGGAAGAAGGAGGGCUUGAAUUCGGCAGCAGCGGACUAAUUAAUAAUCAAUAACAUCGUCCUCUCAUCAUCACUGCUGCGACGACUGCCAACUAACUAACUAACAAGCACCACCAAGUAGUAGCAGGAAAGUAGUCUAGUAAUAUGGCAUCUUCUCCAUCAGACGUAGAAAUAGUAGCACCACCACCACCACUCGUAUUACGGGAAGAAGAACCACUACCAUCUUCCCUUGAUAAGCACCACCACAAUUUGAUGAUAAGCCCGGGUCGCGAAGGGUCAAAAAUAGACGAACCCGUCACGACGACAAGUAUGUCGUCAUCCUCGUCAAUGUCGCUAGACGACAACAUGUUACAGGUUACAUCCUUUCCUGGAAGAGAAGGUGGUGAAGAUAAUAUUUCGGUAGAUUUAACCCAGGUGAGAACUCACCCGGGUGACAAUUUAGUAGAUUCGUCCACCCGGAGAAAGCGGAAUUUUCACCGGAGAAAAAGCGACCCCGUUACGUUGAAGAAGAUUCCAAAAAUUGAGCCACAAUCGGAUCCAGAAUCUCGACAUGGGACACAAAUCAGCGAUUUUAACAGUAAUAAAAUUGGUAGGGCGGAUGGUUUCGUGCCAUUUUUGAUGGACGAUGAGGAGGACGAUGAUGACGACGAAAUUGUAAAAGAUGACGAUUUCACGAGGCGACGACGUCUCCUCUCAAUGUCCACGACGACGAGUGGGCGAACUAGGAGUAGAAAGUCGUCGACGUGUCGCCAAAAAUUGCAAAAAAUUUCGCCACCGCCGCCGGUAAAAGAGAGAGAUCCGGAAAUGUAUCAUUUUCACUGGAAGAAUCACCUCCCUCAUAUUUUGUCCUCGUUUGAAUCUCUCCUCGGACAGGAAACCUUCUGCGAUGUGACGCUCAUUUGCGACGAUAAUGAUCACGACGACCUCAUCGUGCCGUUGAAAGCUCAUAGAAUCGUGCUGUCGGCGUGUUCCGAAUAUUUUGGGAGGAUGCUGGCCGAACAUCCGUGCAAACAUCCGGUCAUCGUGUUGAAGGAUUAUGCAGCCUGGGAGGUGAGGGCCCUCUUAGAAUUUAUGUACCGGGGGGAAGUCGUCAUAGGGCUGGACAGGGUGGAUGCGUUGAUGAAGAGUGCGAAAUCGUUGGAGAUUCGAGGAUUAACCGAAGCCCUCCUGGAAAACGCGUUCCGCACCAAUCUUCCCAAACACCCUAACAAACAAGUCAACAGCAAUAAUACUCCUGCAGAACUAAGCAACCACAAACUCCUCCUGGUUCCAGACUCCUUGCCCAGCACCGCGCUAAAUCUGUCCCAUCAUCCACACCACACCCUCUCUCGACGCCACAACCUGCGCCACAACCAUCUCGUCGAGGAGGAGGGCGACCUUUUACGACAUCACAACAACUUCACUUCCGGUCCUGAAUUGGAGUCGUCCUUCGGAGAAAGUUCCCCACCCACGUCGGACGACGCCACUCCACUCUUGGAUUUGAUAGAUCUCAACAACUCAAAAAAUCAGGCCCACUUCCACCACAACAGUCUCAUCAUGCCCCGGAGAAAGCAGGCCCGACCGAGGCGACGAUCGGGCGAUUUUAUAGCACAGGAUUUGAGAAAAGUAGUUCCCAAUGAGGUGGUGGGAGGCAAAUUGAUGAGAAAUGAGAUAAAUAAUGACGAAAAGCUGUAUGACGAGGAGGAAGAUGACGACUCCUUGUGCGGGGGGAGGGGCAGCUUUGAUGAGGACAGUUUCGAAGAAAACUUUAGUUCGGGACGGGGGCAGAAUCGACUUUUAUCCGAAAAGUUUGGGAGCACCGGGGGCGAAAUGAGUUUCUCGGGGGAACGGGAUGUGGAUGACGAGGAAGAGAUGGAAGAACUACUUCCGCCGAGGGGAAAGUCGUCGUCACCGUCACCUCGACACGAUGGGGACGAUGACGAGAAGGAUGAGGAUCGUUUAGAGGAGGAGGACAACAUGGGGGACGAUGACCAAGGGAUUAUUGACUAUACGAUGCCACCCAUUGCAAUUGUGGGUGGAGGAGGAAAUGGAAAUAAGGCGACACGUGGGGGGAUGAAUGAGCAUGUCGAACCGGGUGUAACGUCGGGAUGGAAUGAUUCCUUGCAACAUAGGCAUCUCGCAUUUUUGCGGAAUUAUAAUUUAGCCAUGGCACAAAGUGGAAAGUUGGCCAAAUUAUCCGAACCCGACAUGGACGAGCAACACCACCCUCAUCAUCACCACCACAUUCAUAACCACCCCCACCGACGGGGCUCUUCCUCUUCUCCCUCUCCUACCAAACCACCCCAUCCCUUCCUCCCCCGACCUGACCAACUCCUCUCCUCUUUCCCCUUCCUUCUCCCAGGUCUGCUCCCCCACAACCACCACAACAAUGCCCCCCACCCUCAAACCCGGCAGCUUCCUCUCCCAUUCCUCCUUCAGGAGAUGGUCGAUCCUCAACCGGAAGUAUUAAACACAACAAUCGAACCAACAAUUCGCCAUCCACCCCGCCCACAUCGCUCCCACUUCCUCCUCCUCCCCCAGGAAACAGCUUCCUCUCAUCCACCGGCGCCAUGUCGAUCACACCAUUAAGCGGCGGCGGCAGUGAGGGCCGACGUAGUGGGGACGACAACACACCCACCACAAAUCUCUCCCCAGCGCAGUUUUCACCCUUGGGGCUGACAAACCAUCACCCCCCACAUCCCCAUCCCCACCACCAUUUCGGGAUGGACGAACCUGGUCGUCCUUCUUCCCAAGGGGGGCGAAAUGGGCGGAAAUAUGGGAGUGGAAGUAGUAACAAGGAAGACCGCGGGGGUCAUCACCACCCUCACUGGCCCGGACUUCCGCUCGGACCUCCCCCAAUUUUUGGGAGGCAUCGAGCCCAACACAGCGCCCCGCGGGGAGGACCACCCCGCGCAUGGAGUAACUCCGACUUGACCGAGGCCUUGCAUAACGUGUGGAAUAAAAAGAUGACGACAUCACAGGCCUCCCGCAUAUUCGGCAUCCCGUACAACUCUCUCUUAAUGUAUGUACGUGGCAAGUACGGCAAAUCUCUCAAGCUCGACGUCCUCAAGAAAGGUCUCGACCAAGCCAUGGAAAAUUCCAACAACAUCGCCGCUGCUGCAGCCGCUGCCGCCGCAAAUUUAGGAUUUUCCGGUAACGGCAACCCGACAACAACCACUUCGUCGUCAUCAUCUUCUCACAAAAAUAGUAACAACAACAAUUCAUCGAGGUCAAAAACAUCGCCAUCUCCACAACCUGGGAAUCACAAUCAGCAACAACAACAACCUCUGAUAUCCUCGUCGGUAACGGCCCUUCUGCAAUCUCUGCAUCACAACAAUACCAACAAAUUGGCUGAAGCAAAUAAUAACAAUAAUUCGGAAAAUGCUCAGAAAAUGGGGUCGAAACAUCAUCGAUCCUCGAUCCACAAUCAGAACGGGCAGGCGGAACAACAAGGACACCUUCCGCCACACCCGUCUCCAGAUCAUGGCGUAAUUCCGACGGGAUUUAAUCCCUUUUUUUUCAGGGACUUUGAAUCAAAUCCAUUUUUACAUCACAUUCUACCUCCGCAUGUCCUGGGACACCCGAAUUAAGUAGGCGUGACUGACGAGGAAUUUGUAAUAAUUUAUACACAAAAAAGUAUGUAGGUGAGUGUGAGUGAGUGUUUAUUGGUAAUAUGUAAGUAAGUGGUAGGUAGAUAGGAGUGGAUACUAGCGUUGUUUAUGUAAUUGUACUCAAUACUAACUCUGUGAUGAUAAAUAAAAAUGUUGUUGCGAGUUGUAUUCAAUAAAUUGUGGUAGAACA
Molecule: messenger RNA, 6177 nt
Organism: Folsomia candida
Lineage: Eukaryota; Metazoa; Arthropoda; Collembola; Entomobryomorpha; Isotomidae
Product: broad-complex core protein isoforms 1/2/3/4/5
Exons: 6
Coding region: 2542-4965 (807 amino acids)
Biological process (GO): regulation of transcription by RNA polymerase II
Cellular component (GO): nucleus
Molecular function (GO): protein binding
Source: RefSeq, a predicted model, not a curated record